Messenger RNA from Adineta steineri, 1221 nucleotides. NCBI's taxonomy places the organism in Eukaryota, Metazoa, Rotifera, Eurotatoria, Adinetida, Adinetidae. The record is from the annotation of a GenBank genome assembly.
AUGGCUGAUAGUAAUCAACCAAUAAUUUAUAAAAAUCGUUAUCAAUUUCAAAGAAAACUUGAUCGAGAAAAUUUCAGCACGCUGUAUCUGGUAGCUGAUCUUGAAGCGGAAAAUGAAUUAAAAGUAUUAAAAGUCAUUCGAUUAAAUGAUAUGUCCGAUGAACAUGCAACUGAAACUAUUAAUAGAACUAAACAUCUAUUAAAAUUAAACAAUAAAUAUAUUGUGAAAUAUUAUGAAAGUUUCAUAGAAGAUAAUUAUUUAUAUAUUGUGAUAGAAUAUUGUGAAGAUGGAAAUGUACAAGAAUAUUUAAAAAAACAAACUAAUAUAUUAGAAGAAGAUCACAUUAUCGAAUGGUUAAUACAAAUUUUAACUGCUAUCAAAUAUAUUCAUAGAUCCAAUCUAUUUCAUGGAAAUUUACAACUGAAAAAUCUUUUUCUAAAGUCAAAUAAAAUUAAAAUUACAAAUUUUGAUAUUACAAGUUUAUCUUAUCCUACUAUUGAUUUAGCAUCAACAUUAACGGAGUUUCCAUAUUUUUUAGCACCGGAAGUAUUGAAAAAUAACGUGUUUUUAGCAAUAUCAGAUAUCUGGUCAAUCGGUUGUUUGUUAUAUGAAAUGUGUACUUUUCAACGGGAUUCUUCUGAUAAACAUAUUACGGAUAUUAUAAAAUAUAUGCUUUACAACGGAGGUCAAAUGCCAUAUCUUCCAAAAUUAUAUAGUGAAGAAUUAAAUGAUUUAUUCAAAAAAAUGUUGAUUGAAGAUCCAUUAAAACGAUCAAAUGCUAAAGAAUUAUUACAUUCACGUUUCAUUCUCUUUUAUCGUCAGAGAAAUACAAAUGGCUCAGAUCAACAAAACCAACUAGAAAUGGCAACAAAUCAACUUGGGCCUCUUACAACAACAAAUAAUAAACGAAGUCUAUCACCAAUAUCGACAGUCAAUAGACAAAUCGAUACGACACAUAAUAGUCAACAGCAUAGAGAAAGAGAAAGCUCUCAAUCAAGAGAUUUAAGAAUAAAAAUAGAUACAUUACGAAAAAAAGCUAUUGCUAUGUUAGGUGAAGAUAAAUUUGAAAACGUCUAUAAUUAUUUAAUGGAACAACGCAUAGCACAGAAAAGUGAUCCACGGAUUGAUGAUGCUAAAGUCACUGAAGGUCUAAAAGCAUUCGUGAAGACACCUGCAGAAUGCUUUGUAGUUGAUCAACUCGUAUUUUUAGAAUUAAUAUAA